Molecule: messenger RNA, 5024 nt
Organism: Schistosoma bovis
Lineage: Eukaryota; Metazoa; Platyhelminthes; Trematoda; Strigeidida; Schistosomatidae
Source: the annotation of a GenBank genome assembly
AUUGGUUUAACAUUUGAACAUGUCGAUUGCUUCUCUAGGUCAUCACCUUGACACGGAUUUAACAUGAAUGUGGACUUAUAAAAUUUUAAGAAUUCGGACGUCCACUUUUAUGGAGGGCAGUAGAAGAUGUUGAAAUGCAUAUAUUUCAACUAUGUUUGUUUUUAGGAAAUAUAGCGCUUUUAAUAAAUGUGGGAGACCAGAUACAUUUGAUGACCUUCAAUAACCCAAGUUUAUUUAAAUAUAAUGAAGUCAGCUCAAGAAAUAUUGUCAUCCUGUGUAGAUUAUUCUCGAGUAACGUGGUUACAUCCCUUAAAAAAUGUUCGCAACCACUCUAUGGUCAUGGUUUUGAUCAGUUAACGGGUAAUAAAUUUGGUCAGUUUUAUGAAAACCUCCUAUGUGUUACGGGAUACAGCCUACAAGUAGACGACCUCAAUUUCACUAGCAAAACCUCAAAGAAUGAUGUCUAUGGGUUUUUCUUUCUUUCCGAAAAUGAAUUAAAGGGUUAUGUAAAUAUUUCAUCUUCAGAAAUAUAUCCAUCAGGUUUUACUAUUCUCAUCGAAUCCAUAAAUCAAGAAUUAGGACAAAACGACAAUAAUUCAGUUCACUCUACUACUAUGUGCCAUUUAUUCGGUGCCACGUACAACUCCACUAUUUUUCCUUUAAAGGUUACGAUCUUCGAAAACGGUACUGAAGCAUCUUCAAAUGUUCAAAGAUGGAGUCAAAUUUCACCAAGUAGAAAUAAUUCGACAUUUCAUUCUUUCAAUUAUACUAUUAACUCAACAUCAUCUACCAAUGUUCAAUUAUUUGAUUCACAUUAUCGUAACAACAACAUAGCCAGAAGAGUGAAACGCUCCUCUAUAUCAAUGACAAAUACCUCAAUUUUGGAUACAUUACAUGUUUUCCAUCGUCCCGGUGAAUCGCAGCCAUAUGUGGUGGAGUUGUUUAUGGUUGUGGAUGAAACUAUGGUUGCAGAAUUUCGUGGACAAUAUCAUCAAUUGAUUUCUCGUAUUAAUAUGAUUAUUGCACUUGUAAAUAAGUUGUUUGCUCCAUUCAACAUUGUAACAGUUAUUGUUCGUUUAGAAAUUUGGGAACAAGAUCGUGUUAGUUUAAAAGUUGAAGAACAUCAUCUGCUCACUGCAUUAGCUCAAUUUAAACGAAUGUAUGCUAAUGUGCGUCAUGAUUGCUUGCAUGCUCUAUUAGGUACAAAAGAACAAGGCUCACGAACACGUGGAAAAGCUAAUCAUAUGACCAUGUGUAUUUAUUCGCGUUGUGUUGGUUACAGUAGAGUAUCACCAACACUUGAUAUUAUUGAAACAGCUCGCACUAUCGCACAUGAACUUGGACAUAAUUUCGGUUUAAGACAUGAUACUGAAGAAUGUGAAUGUCAAGGUUGUAUAAUGGCUACUGGUGUAGAAUUUGGCACAACAGUUAUGAAAUGGUCACCAUGUUCUAUAAGAGAUUUACCAGGUCUAUUAAACCAUGGAAUGGGUGUUUGUUUACAUGAUUUGCCUGCUAGUGGGAGUGUAACAAUUAAUUCUUUCGUACCAAACUCUAAAACAUCUACACAUAGAAAGAAUAACAAUAAUGAUAAUAAUAAUAAUAUAAGUAUUCCAAGUGUUGUACAUAUUUAUGAUUGGCAAAGUGAAGCGAAACGAAUUCCAGUUAGUCGUGUAUUAACUAUAAGACAACGUCAUUCUGCCUCAUCUGUUGAGAAAUAUGCAAAUGGAUUAUGUGGAAAUGGGGUGUUGGAUCCUGGUGAAGAAUGUGAUUGUGGUACACAAACUUCAUGUCCAGAAAAGUGGCAAGCCUGUUGUGACCCAGUACGUUGUCGAUUACGUGGUAAUUCUCAGUGUGCUGGUGGUCCAUGUUGUGAUAUUAUUAAAAAAAAUUCCCUGGAAAAUGUAAAUCAAUCAGCAUCUUUUUAUUGUAAAUUAAAACCUUCCGGAACUAUCUGUCGUAAUGAAUCUGGUACUUGUGAUUUACCGGAAUAUUGUGAUGGUCGUAGUCAAUGGUGCCCAGCCGAUGUAUACAAAAUCGACGGUGAAUUAUGCUAUACCGAUGAAGGUCGUCGUGCUCAUUGUAUUCGUGGUGGUUGUCGUGAAGCAGAUGGUUGGUGUCGUGUAUUAUGGGGUAAAACUGCCAGACUUGCUGAUAAAUAUUGCUUUUAUGAAAAUGAAGUAAAGAGUAAAAAAUCUAAUGUCGAUUCUGUAGCAAAUUGUGGCGUACACCGACCAUUAUCUAAAAAUCGAUGGGAAGAUGCAAAAACGUGGACAGGAAUAGCUUGUGAAACAUGGCAUGAUACGUCCUGUGGACGAUUAUGGUGUCAUCAUCAAAAUGAAAAAGCUAUGCUUCUCGGUUGGAUUCAGUCACAAACACGUGUUAUCCACUCAUCUGGUCGAUCAUGUUCUGCACUAGUAUAUGAUCCAGUUUGGCCGGCUUCAGAUCCUACCACUUGGGACGAGAACAAAUUAGUUCAAAUUAAUGCGAAUGGUGCAGGUGUUGGACUUUAUUCAGCAAAUACACAAGAUGCUGGGAUGGUUCCUGAUGGGACACCUUGUUCUCGAGGCUUUUGUUACAAUGGUACUUGUAAAACAAUCGAUAAUGUUCGUCCACUGUAUUCAUGUUAUUGCAAUGGUCGUGGCAUUUGUAAUAAUUUAGGACAUUGUCAUUGUUCACCCGGUUAUAAACCACCUUACUGUGAAGAAGAUGGAAAUGGUGGCAGUGUAGACAGUGGUCCGCCUCCAAUAAGUAGGAUCAAGGAUAACACAUUACUUGUUGUAAUAUGCAUCCUUUUCUUUGUGAUUUUACCUCUCAUUGGAUUUGGCGUAUACUAUGUAUUUAUACGUUCUGGUAGAUGUUUAGUGAGCACAUCAAAGGAGUUUAUUUAUACAAGUAGUGGUUUACGUAAACCAUGUGAUAAAAAUUGUACAGAAUGCUUUUGUCAACUAUUCAGAAAUGACAAAGCCAAAAAUUCAAAACAAAGUGAUAGACUCGAAAAGCCGUACCCCUUACUUGCAUUCGCAGCCUUCGAUUCAAAAGUCACAGAGAAUAAGGGAUUCAUCAACGGUCAAACCAAUGGUUACUGCAAUGUCACAUCCAAUGGUAAACUAUCAAACGGUUCUUACAGACCAGUUAAACCAAAAACAGUCAGCUUUGAACCAGUGCCCUCUAAGAAAACAACUUCCAAUUUCAGUGGAGUCAAAACAACUUGCUCACAAAACACCUUGUUCACUAAUUUAUCAACAGAAAAUAGCACAAAAGCAGCAAACAAAUAUCACCCCACAGGUUCGAAAAGAGAAAUUCUAACUUUGAUUUCUAGAAAUGAUAAAAACUGCAUCAUCAAGGAAGAUAAUAAAGAAACAAUCCCAACUAGUCACCUGAAGUUUACUAAAUUCGAUAAUCAACAUCUCUCCACCGCUUUUGAACAUCACCAACAACAUUUACACUCGAAAAUUACACCUAUAAAGCCAACUACAUUCAUUUCCGAACCCCGACUUGAAACAAUGACUUAUGAAGGACCAAUGUGUUCUUUAAAUGAUCCAAUUAUAAUUAAUACAUUACAACGUAAAUCUAAAAACACACUUGAUAAUCAAUCAAAACCUGCUUCAUUUACUAAUUCUCAAUCAUCUAUUAAUAAACAAAAUUGUCAACUGAAAACAAUCACUAAUCAACACCUUACAACGCAACCACUGACAACAACAGUUGUAACAGGUGGACGUCAACCACUUUCAUCGAAAGAUAUAUCUGAGCCAUUAUUACAAGCAACUACAUAUAACGAAAGUUUAUCGGAUCUAAAAACAGCUAGAUUGAGAUUAUCACAGAAAGAAUUUGAACUCUGAUUAUUAUUUUCCGCUAGUCGUCUGUCCGUUGAUGGGUUUCUCACAUUUAUUGUUUAGAAUUCUGAUCUAUUUCCAUUAAAUGUUGUUCUCUCGCAAUUCAUUCCAAUAGAAAAUGAAUAUAUUAAUAAUAAGGGAAAUAUCUACUAUGAGAAUUAAACAUUUACAUUGUAAGAAAUACACCAAUAUAUUUAUUAUUUUCAAUAAAUGUGAUAAUCUAGUCGUGUUGCUUUUUUGUGGUUUUAUCUUUAUUCGAUUUGGAUCGUAUUUAUUUAAAUAGUAAUGAUUCAUUUAUCAAUAUUAAUCGAUGAACUCUCUUGAAUCUCUUGAAAAGUUGACGUAUAGUUGGAUAUUCCAGGCCGAAUUCAACUCAGGCUGAUAGAGAUUAUUAUGUAAGUGAUUUUGUUUUUAUGUGUGUAUUUGCUGAUGUGAUGAAUUUCACUUUCUUGUUCUUAUAUAUCUAACACAAUUCGGUUGUAUACAACUAAUUGUUCUACUUAUCUUCCAACCAACAUUCAUUAUAAUAAUAUUAUUCUGGUGUGAAUUAACCUUCAUGUUCAUUUUAAAGUCCACUUUACUUAUAGAACUAAUGGAAACAAUAAUCAAUUGGUUAUCAGUGAUAUAUACAUUUAUAUAUUUGCUGAUGUAUGUCGUUAUUGUAUUUAUCUUAGAACUUUCCGCUUUUAUAGAUGACUACUCUUGAAUUCCUACUUAAUUUGAAUGUCAAAAUUAACGAUCUGUGACAUGCUACAUAUAAAAAUUAUUAAAAAUGUCGAUUAAAUUCUUGCCUCCCUACUUUUCAAAUAUUCCCUAAUUGCCUUUUUUGUUACAAAAAUAUUUAUUAUAAUAUAUUUAAUAAAAGUAUUUUCAAGCAAUCCAAUGAGUUAUUGCAUGUGUACUGAGUGAAAUGGUAGAAGUCAACGAUCGUUAUAUAACACAUAACUAGUGAUGUAAGAAAUUUCAGCUACCAUAUUUGUUUAUUUAUUCUUUUUAAUUAUGAUGAUGAUACGUACUUCAUGCUCAGGUUUUGUUUUUUAAUCUUAUAUUUAUGUGUAAGCGGAAUUAAUUUACCUCUUUAGUCGCCUUCAUCAAUCGGCAGAUUAAAAAAAUAUAUAUAGUGUGAAAUCGUGUUUUGGUUUUUUUCUUCACUACCACUAAAUUAAACGCAUAGACCCUCGAGAGUAGAAA